AGCGCCUGCGCAGUGUGCAGUGACUAUCUGUGACUGUUGCUAGGGAAACGCAGACGGUUGUUCUCGCUUCUGUAACGGGCUGUCCGGGCAGGAUUUACGGCGGCUGUUAUAGUGGUGUAUAUCGGACACCGCUCCCUUCUGGAGCGUGGCUUCGUCUUUUUGUCAAAAUGCACCGCUGAGAGGAAGCUCCCCGGACUCUACCCUGCUUAACACACGAUGCUAUCACGAGCCAAACCUGCUGUAGGCAGUGAGCUACAGCCAGGAGAUAAGAACAAGAAGAAAGGAAAGAUAGUUCCCAAACUGGAUGAGUUGCUGACCCAACGGGACUUUACUGGGGCAAUAACACUUUUGGAGUUUAAACGCCAUAUUGGGGAGAGUGAAGAAGACACGGAUUUGUGGAUCGGAUACUGCUCAUUUCAUCUGGGUGACUACAAAAAAUCUCUAGAGGUGUUUAAGCUUGUAAAUCAACAAGAGGGUUGCAAUCCUGAUGUCUUGGUGAAUUUGGCUUGUACGUUUUUUUUUCUGGGAAUGUAUAAAGAAGCUGAGGAGGCAGCAAAUAAAGCACCAAAAAGUCGCCUGCAGAAUCGCUUGCUCUUCCAUUUGGCCCACAAGUUUAACGAUGAGAAGAAGCUGAUGGUCUUUCACCAAAACUUACAGGACAUUAUUGAGGAUCAGCUGAGUCUGGCAUCCAUACACUACAUGAGAUCACACUAUCAAGAAGCAAUCGAUAUCUACAAGAGGAUAUUACUAGAAAACAGGGAUUUCCUUGCUCUGAAUGUCUACGUUGCUCUUUGCUACUAUAAGCUUGAUUAUUAUGAUGUUUCACAAGAGGUCCUUGCAGUGUAUUUGCAACAGGUUCCUGACAGCACCAUUGCUCUGAAUCUCAAGGCCUGCAAUCACUUCCGUCUCUACAAUGGGAAAGCAGCUGAAGCAGAACUUAAAAGUUUAAUGGACAGCGCCUCAUCCUCAUUUGAUUUUGCUAAGGAGCUUAUUAAACACAAUCUUGUGGUGUUCCGUGGUGGAGAGGGAGCCCUGCAGGUCCUUCCACCACUUAUAGAUGUUAUCCCUGAAGCACGUUUGAACUUGGUUAUUUACUACCUCAGACAAGAUGAUGUGCAAGAAGCAUUCAACUUAAUUAAAGACAUAGAACCCUCUACACCACAGGAAUACAUCCUCAAGGGUGUUGUGAAUGCUGCACUUGGUCAGGAACUGGGCUCGAGAGACCAUCUUAAAAUUGCCCAGCAGUUUUUCCAGCUUGUGGGUGGAUCAGCCAGUGAAUGUGAUACAAUACCUGGAAGACAGUGCAUGGCCUCUUGUUUCUUUCUACUGCGCCAGUUUGAUGAUGUCUUGAUCUACCUUAACUCUAUUAAGAGCUACUUCUACAGUGAUGACUCUUUUAACUUUAACUAUGCUCAAGCCAAAGCUGCAGCUGGAAACUAUAAAGAAGCUGAGGAGGCAUUCUUAUUAAUUCAGAGUGAGAAGUUAAAAAAUGAUUAUAUUUACCUGAGCUGGCUUGCCCGCUGUUAUAUUAUGAACAAGAAGCCGAGGAUGGCAUGGGAACUGUAUUUGAAAUUGGAAACCUCUGGAGAGUCAUUUAGCCUCCUUCAGCUAAUUGCUAAUGAUUGUUAUAAAAUGGGUCAGUUUUAUUAUGCUGCCAAGGCAUUUGAUAUAUUGGAAAGACUUGAUCCAAGUCCUGAAUACUGGGAGGGAAAGCGGGGAGCAUGUGUUGGAAUCUUUCAGAUGAUCUUAGCAGGCCGAGAACCCAAAGAGACACUAAGGGAAGUUCUUAAUUUGCUCAGGAGUACUGGCAGUACACAAGUAGAAUAUAUAAUCCGAAUUAUGAAGAAAUGGGGCAAAGAUAAUCGUGUACCAGUCUAACCACAUACAAAUCUCAGCACCAAUAAACUUGCCAUUUGUUGCAAUAUGACCUCAGAUUGUUAAAAACAAAUAAAAGGACCAAUUUUUGUUGUGUCUGAAUAUCUUAAAGAUCUCUUAGGAACUGAGACAACUUGAUUUCCUGGAAGAAAUAAUGUACCCAGUCCCUAGUCUAUGUCGUCCUGUUUAUAGAAAUUGUACUGAUGAAGGUUGUUUUCUUUACUUUUUUUUGUAUUAUUCAUCAUAAAUUGGCAAAAUGUUAAAAAAAUAGUAAUUUCAAAAAUGUAAUUCUGUAUGUGUAUAUAUAUAUAUAUAUAUAUAUGUCGAUUAGUAAAAUGUCACUAUUUUUUCUUUAUAAUUUAUGUUAUAAAAUAACAUAUGGGCCCCCCCCCCCCAAUGCUUUUGUCACAUGUGCGUUUUGGAAUUCCAAAUUUAACACCUUUAUGGUGGAAGUGGUGGCGUGUCUGUUUCUGUGAUGAAUUGGCUCCUAUAUGAUUUUAAAUUACGUGACUUUGUGAUCCUUGCAAGAGCCUGUGGACAACAGUAGGUCCUCAAGGUAAUUGUGGAUAUACUUCAGCCCUAUACCUUUAUCGAAUGUUCUCAUCACCUUUAUGGUGGAAUUGGUGGUGGGUCUGUUUCUGUGAUGAAUUGGCGCCUAUAGGGGCUGGUGAGGCUUUCUGUUUGUAAUUGUCAUUACUGUCUAUUUGCAGAUUAAACUCAUUUGUCAAAAGCAUUGAAUAUGUGACAUAUUACAUCACCGGUCAUGAUAAAGGCCUGUGAUCAGACCGAAACGUCGACAAUAAAAUAUUGGUGAUUUAAAUGAGAA
Pseudophryne corroboree (corroboree frog) is the source of this 2701-nucleotide messenger RNA. RefSeq names its product intraflagellar transport 56 (gene IFT56). Gene Ontology annotation, biological process: intraciliary anterograde transport; intraciliary transport involved in cilium assembly. The transcript is spliced from 19 exons. Gene Ontology annotation, cellular component: ciliary basal body; intraciliary transport particle B; ciliary base. NCBI's taxonomy places the organism in Eukaryota, Metazoa, Chordata, Amphibia, Anura, Myobatrachidae. The coding region runs from base 217 to 1878 and encodes 553 amino acids. Gene Ontology annotation, molecular function: intraciliary transport particle B binding; protein binding. The record is from RefSeq and is a predicted model, not a curated record.